AUAGGAAUACUUCAUAUAGUAAGAAUGGCGGGAAAACUGACCAAAGAACACAUGAACCUACUAGAAAGCAUGAUCGGCUGUGGGCCGAAGAGCUUUAAACUGCUAUACAGCAUCACAAGGGACGGAUGCAGCGCCGCCGAGUUUCACCGGAAGUGUGAUAACCAAGGACCAACCGUGACGGUUCUCUACAACCCGCAGGGCUCUGUGUACGGUGGAUACGCGGGCCUUAGUUGGAAGACUGAUGGGGGUCACGCCAAGGAUGACACCGCAUUCAUCUUUCAGCUUAUGUUCUCGGGAAAACGUGUUGUGAACACAUUUCGACCAAAUGAUGCAUCGAAAGCAUUGUACUUCGGUUCUAAUCGCAGUGCCUUGUUUGGUAAUCUAGAUUUCGAACCAUUUUUCGGAACUAUUUCAAUGGAUAAAGACGGGACAUUUCCUCUUAAUGGCAAUCUUGCAUUAGGAACAUAUCAAAACAGUAACAACGUAUCUAACGACGCCAUCAACAACGGGAGCAUGGUUGUCACGGAGAUGGAAGUGUACGCUGUUUCCGCAGAUGACGCUCGAACCUCAACGCCCAAGCAAAAAACAUGGCGAAAAACACCAGCUCUUAAUGAAGAGUACUUGUCUAAGAUGACAGAAGAGCUUGCGGCAUUAACUCCACCAAAAGGAAGUGGAGUCACCGAUUUCCGGUUACUAAUUGCUGGUCCAAUUGGUGCGGGAAAAUCCAGUUUCGUUAAUACUGUCAUGUCAGCUUUUGCCGGUAGAGUAAUGCAUAAGGCUGUUGUCGGUGGCUCAGAAAAUGGCCUUACCAAUAAAUACAUGUCUUACCCAGUGCGUCAGGGAGACGGACCUUGUCUCCACUUCCGGUUAUGCGAUACACCAGGUAUUGGAGAACAUUCGGCGAUGGACGUUGUAAACCUGCACUUUCUUUUAGACGGUCACAUACCAAAUUCAUUUCAGUUUUUUCCUUCCCACCAUGUGAGCAUCAAGACAGGUGGACUCAUUCAACAGCCUACUCUAUCGGACGAAGUUCACAGUGUUGCUUUUGUGUUAGAUGCCUCAACCCUCAGCGAUAUGUCGCCAGCAGUCAAAAUAUGGCUGAAUGACUGCAAGAGAAUUGUACAAGAAAAAGGCAUACCACUGGUGGUAAUACUUACACAAAUUGACAAACUUGACGAAGAAGUAGCAGACAAUCUGGCAGACGCUUUCAGUCGUCCCGACGUCAAGCCACGGUAGACAAAGCCAGCGAGACGCUAAGUAUUCCACCAAACCACGUAUUUCCGUUGCAGAAUUACCACACUGAGGUAGAAACAGACGUGUCAAUACACUCACUUGCUCUUAUGGCGCUUCAGAAGAUGAUUUUCAUGGCCUCGGAUUUCCUGGAGGGGCGCAUGUUCAGCAGAGAAGAAUGUCCAACGGAGCCGAACGAAGUAACCGAGUCUGAUACUGCCUAGACUUUGAACAGAGGUUACCAUACCCUAAUCCAAGAAACUUAGUUCAAUACACAAAACUAAGUAUUAUAGGGUAAGGUGAUACACGAUCAGUGAUUUUUUUUUGUAUUGAUUAACUGCCCAUGCCUUUUUGAGUCAGACAAUAAGUCCUAAAUUUUGGGAAAAUCAGAUUAACAAAAUUAAGAUAAGUUUAAAAAAAUACUUCAUUUACUCCAUUGAUAAACAUUUUAAGAAAUGUUUACUCGCAUAAACAUAAUACACUUUUAGACCAUUUCAGAAUAUGACUGAGUAUGUUGAUUUACAGAUCUAGAUGAAUUAUUUCAAAUGACAUGAUUCCGUAUAUUUCGUAAAUUCCAAUAUACUAAGUAAGCAUAAAAGUAAAGGAGCACUAGGUUGCCUAUGACUGUAAACGGAAAUCCCGAAUAGAAGACAGAUGAAAUGUUCUACAAACGGAUUUGGUUUUUUGCCAUAAAUGGUACAUCGUAUUGAUCAUUUAUCAUGUAUCGAUUAAGCUAUUUUAAUGAGUGUGUGGUCUGUGUGUGGUGUUCAUAUAUGUGUUUGUUGUAUGUUUGUGUCUAUAGUUCAUUGUCAUGUUUUACAGGUUUUAUUUUGAAUGUUUGACUACUUGGCUUGUCCCUGUAGUUUUUGCUGUAUAAUUGUUUCGUUGAAAUGCCUUUAAACGUGUUUGCAGUUGUUUUUUCUCUUUUCGCCACAUAUAGCAUCUGUAUUUAUUCUUGCAGUCGCUUUUGAACGAAAGUGAAAUCGAACACUGCUUGUUUUGUUAUCUAAUUAUUUCUGCUUAAAUAUAUAAUUUUUUUUUUUUAGUAUAUUGAUUUUACAAUGGAAACAUCGUUUUAUCAACGAA
Mya arenaria is the source of this 2316-nucleotide messenger RNA. RefSeq names its product interferon-induced protein 44-like. Bases 25 to 1236 code for a protein of 403 amino acids. NCBI's taxonomy places the organism in Eukaryota, Metazoa, Mollusca, Bivalvia, Myida, Myidae. The record is from RefSeq and is a predicted model, not a curated record. The transcript is spliced from 7 exons. Gene Ontology annotation, molecular function: GTP binding.